UCCCCUUUGCUUUUGCGUCCCCCUUUCCCCCAUGACAGCAAUAGAGAAAAAUAGAGAGAGAAAAAAGAAAGUUUCGCAGGAAGGUCUAGGAAGAGAGGAGAGGAAGGGCUACGCUACCAUUCCCACUUCUCUCCCACCAUCCUCUCCAACAUAAUAUUUUCUUGACUACAUCUAUAUAGAUAUAGGACACAUAAUCAAAAAUACAAUAAGAUUUUAGUUUAUUUCUUAUUGAUUAGUAGUAGUUAUUUUAUUUGGAAAACAAAGCUCAAGCCUUGCAAAAAUGGACGCUACACGGCGGGUGGCAUGCAAUCGGGAGUUGUUCAACCCGGUCCUAACAAUGGGGAUGCAAGUUUCCCUGAUUUUGGUUCUCUCGCAUUUUUUUCAACUUUUGUUGAAGCCAUUUGGGCAACCUGGGCCCAUUGCUCAUAUUCUCGUAAUCUGGCUUCGUGCUAGGUCCCACAGGGUUGUCACGCAUACCCUACAUAAAAAAAGUAUUCUUCCAGGAUGUCGCCGGAGACUACUACGAAACCAUGGCAUUGUUUUCCCGGAUAAUCAUCAUGUUCCUCAUGGGCCUCGAAACCGACGUUCCUUACCUAGUCCGCAACCUCCGUCCAGCAACCGUCAUAGCCGGUGGGGGCUGCAUAAUGUGCACCAUCUUUGCAGCCGUCAUCACCCCCUUCAUUUACCACGAAACCGGAGCCCACGGCUCCAUGCCCAUCAUGGCAUUAAUGAUCGCAGUAAUUUUGUCCAAUUCCGCCUCUCCUAUCGUAAACUGCCUAGCAACCGAAUGGAAAUUCGCCACCACAGAUUUCGGGCGCUUAGCCAUCUCCUCUUCUUUAAUCAGCGACAUGUACGCCGUAGUUUUAUUAGUUUUCAGCAACAGAAACAAACACGGGUGGGGAUUCAUGACAUGGGUUCUCUACGGUUGCCUCGCCUUCACAAUGCUUGUUGCGGUCAUCGUCCUCAACAUGUACCUCGCCAACUGGCUAAACCGAAGGAACCGAAACCAAAAACACUUAAAAAACGCAGAAGCCUUCGGGAUUUUGUCAGUCAUUGUUGUGACCGCUAUGGCGAUUGAAAUGCUUGGGUUUAACAGUAUAAUUGCUUGUUUCUUGAUCGGUACAAUGUUUCCCAAGGGUGGGAAAACCGCGAGGACGUUGUUGGCGAAACUGAAUUAUUCUGUGCAUAAUUUCGUGUUCCCAAUUUAUUUGGGGUACAUGGGGUUCCAGGCGAAUAUUAGUGUGAUAAAUAGUCUGACCAACCUCAGCAUUGUCGUCAUCGUCAUUUUAUUGAGCCUCGGAGGGAAGAUCACUGGCACGCUUGUUGCUUGUUCUUAUUUGAAGAUUCCGCUGAAUGAGGGUGUUCUGUUCGCUUUUGUUAUGAAUGUGAAAGGGCAUGUUGAUCUUGUCACCUUGUCUAUUGGACUUCAAAGCAAAGUAGUUACAGGUCAACUUUUCUACAGCUUAAUGCUGGUAACAAUAAUACUCAACACACUGAUAGUGGGGCCAAUGAUAGCAUUCAUGGUGAGAAGAGAAGGUGACUCUCUCGGUUACAGGCAUGUAGCCCUAGAAUGGCAAGAUCCAGACAUUGAGCUCCGAUUACUCGCCUGCGUACACAACCCCCGCCACGUCUCCACCAUGGUUGGCCUCAUUGCCGCCCUCAAAGGCAACGAACAUGGCCCAAUCACCCCCUACUUAAUGCACCUAGUCGAGCUCCCCGAAAAGACCAAGAGUGAUCUCAUGUACCACCAGCGUGAAGACGACGAGCUCAGCGACGAAGAGAGCUACGGUGGAAACGAUGUCACCGAGAUCAAUGAGGCCGUUGACGCCUUCACUUCCGAGACCGGAGUGAUGGUUCACCAGGUGAAAGCGGUGUCCCCGUUUCUAAGCAUGUGCUCGGACGUGUGCGAUCGAGCGGAGGACGUGCGAGCCUCGAUCAUCCUCCUCCACUUCCACAAACACCGACGAAUAGACGGAAAAAUGGAGACAGGAAAGGAAGGAAUUAGGACGACGAACCAGAAGGUGCUUCGGCACGCAAAGUGCUCUGUGGCGAUUCUGGUGGACAGAGGGCUGACGGGGAAGACUGUGGCUUCGGGAUCGGAGAGUUUGCAGCACGUGUCGACGUUGUUUUUCGGGGGACCGGAUGAUCGGGAAGCACUGGGAUUUAGUAGGAGGCUGGUGAUGGAUCAUCAUAUAAACCUGACGAUAAUAAGGUUUUUGCCAGGGUCGGCCAAGGAUAGGAAUGUUGGGGUCAAUGUCGCGCAUAGGGAGGAGGAGGUUUUGAUGGCGAUAUCGGAUCAUGAGACGGAGAAUGAAGCCGACACUGCUGUCUUGACUGAGUUCUAUAACAGGUACGUGACAUCGGGUCAGGUGGGAUACGUAGAGAAGUAUGUGGAAACCGGGGCAGAAACAGCAGCGGCGCUAAGGGACAUGGCGGACAUGUACUCACUAUUCAUAGUCGGAAAAGGUGGGAGAGGGCAUUCCCCCUUAACCUCGGCGAUGAGUGACUGGGAAGAGUGUCCUGAGCUGGGCACAGUUGGAGAUCUCUUGGCAUCUACAGAUUUCGACCUGAGCGGUUCUGUUUUGGUGAUUCAACAACAUAGGAUCUCAAACGAUGAACAAUAGCAAUUCAUGGUAUAUAUACUCUUAUCGCCAAUCCCAUUCAGUUCAUCAUCUUUAACUGCACUUUCUUUUGAUGUGGCUGCAAAUUCUCUGAUUUGAGGCGAACGAUGUAAUGUCACACAAUUUUCAUGGCAUUUGCAGUAUAAGUGAAGAUUGUAUUGGUUGAGCUCUGGUCAUCGGAUGGUUAAAACAAUAUAAUGUUUUG
Messenger RNA from Camellia sinensis, 2826 nucleotides. Lineage: Eukaryota; Viridiplantae; Streptophyta; Magnoliopsida; Ericales; Theaceae. The record is from RefSeq and is a predicted model, not a curated record.